This is a messenger RNA of Trametes versicolor FP-101664 SS1, 645 nucleotides long. RefSeq lists its product as uncharacterized. The coding region runs from base 1 to 645 and encodes 214 amino acids. Lineage: Eukaryota; Fungi; Basidiomycota; Agaricomycetes; Polyporales; Polyporaceae. The transcript has a single exon. The record is from RefSeq and is a predicted model, not a curated record.
AUGGCCGCGUACCUCACCACCCGCAGCCUCCUCAGCGCCGCCCCCUCUCCCUCCCUCCUCCCCUCCCCAUCCCUCCUCUCCUUCUCCUCCACCCACCGCCCGAACAAGGCCGAGCUCGAGGCGCGCCUCGCCGGCGCCCACGUCCGCGCAGGCCUCCGCCGCCUCCGCAGCGCCCUCGGGCACGAGCGCAAGGGCCCCUCCAGCGCCCCCGCUGCCCCGCGCACCACGCGUGCCGCGGCAUUCUCCCUCCAAAACGGCGACGCGCACAUCAUCUAUUCCACCCCCACCCCCGCGUCGCCGCUCUCCCGCUCCGCGUUCCCGAGCGCGCCGUCCCCGAGCAUGCUCCCGCCGCCGCCCAGCACGCCGCGCCCGCUGUUCCCGCAGCGGCGCUCGCGCGCGGUCGUCCACACCACGGUGGUCGGCCUCGGGCUGGGCUUCGCGCCGCUCGGGGUGCUCGAGGCGGACGCGCCCUUGAGUCCGUUCCACGUCUACCCCGCGACGCUGCGUCGCACCCCUGGGGCGCCCCUCCGCGCAACGGCGGCGGAGAGGGAGGACGUGCCCGCGAGCUACUUCCACCUGCCGGCGGACAUCAUCACCCCGCAGCUGCCGGCGGUGGGGCUUGGGAUCAUGAACGUCGAUCUCUAA